UAGAACAUGACAGCCCAGAGCAAGCACCACGUCCAAGUCCACUGGACAUUUAAUGACAAAUCGUCAGAUCUCCUGCAGUGGCUGACGGUGACCAAGCAGAAGCUGGAGUCCUAUCAGGAUGGCAAUGGAGGGUGGAAAACGAACAACAGGGCUUUGGACUUGGAGAGGCUGCAAAGUGAGUUUCCAGACAGAGAGAUUCAGCUGCACCUCACUGAAGCCCACGGGCAGCUGGUGGCAGAAAACUCUUCGUUGGAAGGUGCUGAGAACAUCCGAACCAAAGUGAAGAGGCUAAAGGAAUCUUUCGAGUCUCUCGAAGGCAUGAUAUCAAGUCUCCUCCAGAAAAUCUACCCAAACAGGACAACCGUAGAUGCUGGCAAGAAAACAAACUUUUCAGCCAACCUGUCAUCCCAUGGUUUUGCCAUUCGCUCUACAGAAGAUCUCAACCACUCCUGGGAGAACAUGGCCAAAGAGGAAGAUACUGAUGAUCUCCAGCUCAUUAAGAACUUCGAGCAGUGGUUGCAAGAAGAAAAUGCCAAGCUGUCCGAAAUUCUCGCCCGGAAACCAUCCAGUGGUGAAGAACUUAAAGCAAGGCGCAGCAAGUUAAAGGAGCUUCAGUCUCGUGUUCCUGAGGGUCAGCAACAUUUUGAAGAUCUCCUGCGCCUUCGGCCGAUUGUUAAGAACUCCGAUGAUCUGGAGGAACUGCGCUACAGAUGGAUGCUCUACAAGUCGAAACUGAACGAUUCCGGCAACUCCUUG
Podarcis muralis (Common wall lizard) is the source of this 756-nucleotide messenger RNA. The record is from RefSeq and is a predicted model, not a curated record. NCBI's taxonomy places the organism in Eukaryota, Metazoa, Chordata, Lepidosauria, Squamata, Lacertidae.